UGGGCUCCGGCCGCUCCUUCAGUCCCUGGGCGCUCGCUGGCGGGGGUGGCUGGGACCGUUAGCUCGCCGGGCUGGCAGGCUCCGGGCCGCUACUCCGCUGGCGGCCAGGAUGGAGACCUUGCGAGCCCAGCGGCUGCAGCCUGGAGUGGGCACCAGCGGAAGGGGCACUCUGCGAGCGCUUCGGCCCGGGGUGACUGGGGCGGCGGCUGCCACCGCCACACCCCCAGCGGGCCCCCCUCCGGCCCCCCCGCCCCCCGCCCCGCCCCCGCCGCCGCUGCUCCUUUCUGGGGCCGCGGGGCUGCCGCUGCCCCCCGGCGCUGCUGGCAGCCCCGCGGUGCUGCGGGAGGCCGUGGAGGCCGUGGUGAGGAGCUUCGCCAAGCACACGCAGGGCUAUGGCCGAGUGAAUGUGGUGGAGGCGCUUCAGGAAUUCUGGCAAAUGAAGCAGUCCCGCGGGGCGGACUUGAAGAAUGGGGCUCUGGUGGUUUAUGAGAUGGUUCCCUCCAGCAGCCCUCCCUAUGUCUGCUAUGUCACCCUGCCUGGGGGAAGUUGCUUUGGGAGUUUCCAGUUUUGCCCCACAAAAGCUGAAGCCCGGCGGAGUGCUGCAAAGAUUGCACUAAUGAAUUCUGUGUUUAAUGAACAUCCUUCCCGAAGAAUCACUGAUGAGUUCAUUGAGAAGAGUGUCUCUGAGGCCCUGGCAUCUUUCAAUGGCAACAGGGAGGAAGCUGACAACCCAAAUACAGGGAUUGGUGCCUUCCGAUUCAUGUUGGAAUCCAACAAGGGCAAGUCAAUGUUGGAGUUCCAGGAGCUGAUGACAGUUUUUCAACUGCUGCACUGGAAUGGCAGCCUUAAGGCCAUGAGGGAAAGACAGUGCUCUCGGCAGGAAGUACUGGCUCAUUAUUCACACCGGGCCCUAGAUGACGACAUUCGCCACCAAAUGGCACUGGACUGGGUGAGCCGGGAGCAGAGUGUGCCAGGAGCACUGUCUAGAGAGCUGGCCUCUACUGAGCGGGAACUGGACGAAGCUCGGCUGGCAGGCAAGGAGCUGCGCUUCCACAAGGAGAAGAAAGAUAUUCUUAUGCUGGCUGCUGGGCAGUUGGGCAAUAUGCAUUCUUCCAACUGCUAGGCAUCCACCCACAUACGCCCCAUCCUCCCCAGGCCCUUUUUUAUAUGUCCUUUCUAAAACUUAGUGUGAUUCCUGUACAUACUUUCUCAACUUUAUACUUUAAAAUACAGAAUAUAUAUGUGUAUGUAUGUAUAAAUUCUACACUUGGAUUCCUAUUUGCUAAGAGAUCAUUUUUCUUACUUCUAGUUUUGGGAUGUAGUUGCAUUUGAAACAUCUCCGUGUCGCUUGACAAACAGAGCAGGCUGUCUUUGGAGCUUUGUUGGCUCUUACACUCCCAGUAACUCUGUAGUCAUUUUAACAGCGCAAAAUGAUUGACUGUGUUCAUGUUUCCUUCUUUUCAAAUAACAGGGAGCUUGAAUAAGGACUGUGUGCCCCACCCUAACCCUCAUUCUUCCUUUCUCUUGGACCCAAUGGGGCAUGAAAAUGAAGACUUUGGCUUUGGCUUAUCUUAAGCUGGGCCUAUGUGGUACCAAGCUGUUCCUCCAGUAACCAGAUAUUUCAUAGCCUACACCACCCUCUCCCCCCUCCCCCCACCACCUUACUCCUCCUCUGCCUCCAGAUGGUACUUCAUUUUGAGGCUUUCCUUACUUUAUUAUUUAGAAGGAAGUGAAGAUCUGGUUUCUUAUUUUUAAAAUUAUUGCUGAGAAACUGCCCAGGAAUAAGAGAAGACUUAUAAAUACAACCUGUAGGGGUUUAUCACGUAAUGCUGCUUCUGGGGCACAGGUACCACACCAGCAGUCCAGGUCUCCAGAUGUGCUCUGCUGAAGGGGUCAGGAUUGAAGCCGCUUAUCUUCAGUUUUCCCUUUUCAUUCCUCCUCCCCUCCUUACCUUAGUCAAACCCUGUCUUUAGACAUUCCUGCCUGCAAAGAUUGGUAGAAGGUAAAACAUGUUUCCCUCCUCUCUCUCCUCUCAUCAUUUUGCCCUUUGGAAACAGUAUCUGUCCAAUUUGGUGAGGGCCAUGUCCCUCCUAUUCCCACGAAGUUGCUGCUGUUUACUACCUUGGAUGUACAUACCUUAGAUUCAUGUUUUCUCUCUUUUCUUUCCUCUUCCUUUCCUUUGAUUAUUAGAGCAUGAGCUGAUCAGGAAAAUUAGAUGAGACUUUGGCAUUAUGGCACUUCCUUAUUGGAACCUUGAGAGACUACAGGAAAGGAAAGAGAAUCAUUGAUCAGCUGCUUGUGUUUUUAAUACUGUUCUCUUCCCCCACCUCUUUCCUAGGGGAAAUAGGACAGAAAUGAUCUGGAGUACAGCGAAAGCAUUUCCCUUUGGGAAGUUUUUUUGUGGGUCUCUCUAAAAUAUAUUUCCCCCUUUUUUCUGUAAUCUCCUUUAUGCUGUGUUAUAGUUCAAUGCACUUUCUAAACUGAGUUUGAGAAACUCAAUGCUCCUGCAGUUGCACUUCCCAUUUAACAAUUAUGCACUUUGCUUUUAGAGAUAGGUUAGGAAACAUGCUACAAUUUGCUGUUUUGGAUCAGAUAGGGAAAAGAUGAAAGUUAGCUUUCUUACUUUUGAAAUCAUCUUGGUGACCAGUACUUGUGGGAUCAGAGGUAAGGAAUCUAGCAGCAAUUGUAUUAGUGCUUGAAAGAGAUGUCCUUGAAUUCUCCAAGCCCCAUCUCUGUAUUCCAUGAAGCAAAUGUAGGGUUUGAGCAGAGGCUCCUACAUUAAAUAAGACGUGUGUCUAUUCAGUCUUUAUGGAUACUUAUAAUCCAGAAAUCAUAAACCCUCUUUUCUCCUGUGCUCUUUUCUCUGGGAAGUGUUAAGGCAUGUGAGUUGUGGGAAGAAUUUGUCCUUGCACCCCCUGGAUUAUUUUUCUCAAAUAUCUACCAGUAAGAGCCCAAAGAACUUGAGAAAAAUUGUUCCCGUAUCUGUCCACUUCUGGUGUUAAAGUUUUACUUACCUUUUUAGUACUUUCUUUGUAUUUUAUAUGUACAAUUUAAUACAAUUAAAAAUAAAUUUUUGUCUAGUAA
Camelus dromedarius (Arabian camel) is the source of this 3084-nucleotide messenger RNA. RefSeq names its product limb and CNS expressed 1 like (gene LIX1L). Gene Ontology annotation, biological process: autophagosome maturation. The record is from RefSeq and is a predicted model, not a curated record. The transcript has 6 exons. Bases 110 to 1123 code for a protein of 337 amino acids. Gene Ontology annotation, cellular component: cytoplasm. Lineage: Eukaryota; Metazoa; Chordata; Mammalia; Artiodactyla; Camelidae.